AAUUGAAAUGAAAGUUUUCAAUAUUGUGUUUGCUGUUGUAGCAGUUGCGGCUUUACUGAUUGCGGAAUGUCACUCCUCCAAAGAUCCCGCCAAACAUGCCACCUGCUUGCAAGAGAACAACCUCUCCGAGGAGGAAUUCUAUGGCAUUUUGAAAGAGGCCAAAAAUGGUUCGAACGACAUUGAUUCACGCAUGAAAUGCUACACCCACUGCAUGCUGGAAGCUUCAAAGCAUUUGGAUGAAAAUGGAAAAUUGAAUUUGAACUCCCUGCAGGAUGAGGAAAAUGUGACCGAGGAUGAUAUCAAAAUAGCCGAAGAAUGUAAAAAAGAAUUCGAAAAUGUGGAGGAGAAAUGCGAAUAUUCGUAUCAGGUUUCGAUUUGUGUGGCUAAGGCCAUGGCCGCUAAGAAUGCGGCCGUCAAGGCCCUGUUGGAAGGUGAAAGCGCCCAUAUGAAUGAAGAGGGCGAGGAAUAAGAUGGGAA
Musca domestica (house fly) is the source of this 477-nucleotide messenger RNA. Its product is annotated as general odorant-binding protein 57c. The record is from RefSeq and is a predicted model, not a curated record. The transcript has 2 exons. Gene Ontology annotation, molecular function: odorant binding. NCBI's taxonomy places the organism in Eukaryota, Metazoa, Arthropoda, Insecta, Diptera, Muscidae. Bases 8 to 469 code for a protein of 153 amino acids.